AUGUCAGCUGAGAAGCGCCCGGCGGACGAUGAUCCCGGAUUGUCAAAAGUCCUUGUCAAGAGGCAGAAUGUCAACACUUCUGAAGGAGCCCUCGCGCGGCUCAAUGCCUCCAGCAGCGCUUUGGUUCAAACGGCUCCUCGGACGAGCGGGCUUCAAGCUCCUGUGAUGGAGCUGACGGGACACUCUGGGGAGAUUUUCUCAGCCAAAUUUGACCCUACGGGCAAUUUGAUUGCCUCUGGAUCAAUGGACAGAAGUAUAAUGCUGUGGAGGACCUAUGGCGACUGCGAAAAUUACGGCGUGCUCAAUGGUCACAAGGGAGCCAUUCUUGACUUGCAGUGGGCACGAGACUCGGAGAUCCUGUACUCUGCUUCAGCCGAUAUGCACCUUGCGAGCUGGGACCUUACCUCGGGAACGCGGAUACGGCGAUAUGUCGGACACGAAGAGAUUAUCAAUACUUUGGACAUCAGCAAGCGAGGCGAGGAGAUGCUGAUAAGCGGAAGUGACGACUCGACAAUUGGAAUCUGGGAUCCACGGACGAAGAACGCAGUCGACUACAUCGAGACCGAAUUUCCCAUCACAGCCGUGGCCAUCUCUCAAGCCGGCAACGAGAUAUACUCGGGAGGCAUAGAUAAUGACAUUCGAGUCUGGGAUCUAAGAAAGAAGGCUGUGGUGUACUCUCUGUUGGGCCAUGCGGAUACCGUUACGUCUUUACGAGUUUCUCCCGAUUCACAAUCUCUGCUGUCACACUCAAUGGAUACGACGGUGAGAACAUGGGACAUUCGCCCAUUUGCGCCUACCGAACGACAUAUUCGAACAUUCGACGGCACUACGGCUGGCGUGGAGCCAAAUCUGCUGCGCGCCAGUUGGGAUUCAGAGGGCAAGAAGAUUGCUGCUGCUUCUGGAGAUGGCACUGUGGUUAUUUGGUCCAACGAGACGGGAAAGCUGAUGUAUAAGCUUCCGGGGCAUAGAGCAGUCGUGAACUGUGCGGAAUUUGCACCUGGCAAAGAUCCUAUUUUACUAUCAGCCUCAUCGGAUCGCACUAUGCUUCUUGGUGAGUUGAAGUGA
Messenger RNA from Trichoderma gamsii, 1065 nucleotides. RefSeq lists its product as hypothetical. Gene Ontology annotation, molecular function: RNA binding; protein binding. Gene Ontology annotation, cellular component: catalytic step 2 spliceosome. The transcript has 4 exons. The coding region runs from base 1 to 1065 and encodes 354 amino acids. The record is from RefSeq and is a predicted model, not a curated record. NCBI's taxonomy places the organism in Eukaryota, Fungi, Ascomycota, Sordariomycetes, Hypocreales, Hypocreaceae.